This is a messenger RNA of Podarcis lilfordi (Lilford's wall lizard), 576 nucleotides long. The record is from the annotation of a GenBank genome assembly. Lineage: Eukaryota; Metazoa; Chordata; Lepidosauria; Squamata; Lacertidae.
AUGCAUGAAGAAACUGUGGAUGCUUUGGCAUUUAUGGAGAUCAAGCAUAAGGAGUUGAAUCUCCGCUUCAGAGGUGUAAUAGAACAGGAAGGAGAGAAUAUAAAGGAAAGAUUAAUUAUGGAAAUAGCAAAUUGGCUUGGAUUGGAUGAAGAAGAAGUUGGAAAGACAAUUGAUAAGGCUUUCAGGAUUAAAUAUAAGACAGAAAGAGGUAAAAAAAACCUUCCAGGUGACUGCCUUGUCUUUUUAAAUUCAAGAGAAAUGAAAGAUUUGAUUCUAAGAACAAACCUGGAAAGGAAGCUGUGUAUUAAUGAAAAAAUUAUUAUAAUUUACAAGGAAACACCCAAAAGAUUUCUGAAACGUAGAGAAGAAUAUAAAGAUAUUACCCUGAUCCUGAGAAAGAAUGAAAUUUGGUACAAGUGGGAAUUCCCGGAAGGGGUUUCUUUUUUUUAUAAGGACAAGAAAUUUAAGAUUAAAUCUACUCAGGAGAUAGUGAAAUUUAUGAGAAGAUAUGGUAAAGAGCUGGGGAAGAAGGAAGAUGACACACCACUGGAAGAAGAAGAAGAGAAAGAGAUUUAA